AUGGUGUACCGCGCGUCUAGGGGAAGGAAGCAGGCCAAGAAGGGCGUCCAGCUCACCAUCAUGGUGGUCGGCUCGUCUGGUACCGGUCGCACCACUUUCGUCAACACGCUCAUUGAGCAGCCCCUCCUCCCGCACAGGUCUCAGCAGCUCCUCCGUGACCCCGAGAACCCUCGCUCCGAGGUCGACCCCACUCUCGCCCAGCAGGCCGCGGCCGACGCGCACAUUGAGCGCAAGGUUGAGAUCAAGCAGCACAAUGUCGAGCUUGACGAGGAUGGGAUGCGCAUUGCCCUCACCGUCGUCGACACCCCGGGCUUUGGCGACGGCAUCGACAACGAGAACUGCUUCCAGGAGAUUUCGUCCUACCUCGAGCGCCAGUACGAUGACAUUCUCGCCGAGGAGUCGCGUAUCAAGCGUAACCCGCGUUUCCGUGACAACCGUGUUCACGCGCUCCUCUACUUUAUCCAGCCCACUGGCCACGCCCUGCGCGAGAUGGACAUUGAGCUCAUGCGCCGUCUUUCGCCCCGUGUCAACGUCAUCCCCGUCAUUGGCAAGGCCGACUCGCUUACUCCCUCGGAGCUCAAGUCGUUCAAGAAGCGUAUCAUGGAGGACAUUGAGUACUACGGUAUCCCCGUCUACAACUUCCCUUACGACCCCGAGGAGGAUGACGAGGACACCAUUGCCGACAACCGCGAGCUCCGUGGUCUCCUUCCCUUCGCCAUUGUUGGUGCCGAGGAGGAGAUUAUGAUCAACGGCGAGGCCGUCCGUGGCCGCCGCUACCCUUGGGGUAUUGUCGAGGUCGACAACGAGGACCACUCGGACUUUACCCCUCUCCGUCGUGCGCUCCUUGCCUCGCACCUCACCGACCUCAAGGAGAUCACCCACGACUUCCUGUACGAAAACUACCGUACCGAGAAACUCUCGCGCUCGGUCACUGGCGGCGACCAGAACGACCAGGUCCUGCCCGAGGACAUGGCCACCCAGUCUGUCCGCCUCAAGGAGGAGCAGCUCCGCCGGGAGGAGGAGAAGCUCCGCGAGAUCGAGCUCAAGGUCCAGCGCGAGAUCCAGCUCAAGCGCCAGGAGCUCCUCGCCAAGGAGGACUCGCUCAAGGUCCUCGAGGCCCGUCUCGCCGCCCAGGGCCAGAACCACGAGUACUGA
Molecule: messenger RNA, 1155 nt
Organism: Apiotrichum porosum
Lineage: Eukaryota; Fungi; Basidiomycota; Tremellomycetes; Trichosporonales; Trichosporonaceae
Exons: 3
Coding region: 1-1155 (384 amino acids)
Biological process (GO): cytoskeleton-dependent cytokinesis
Cellular component (GO): septin ring; cytosol; septin complex
Molecular function (GO): molecular adaptor activity; GTP binding; GTPase activity
Source: RefSeq, a predicted model, not a curated record